GCAUUCUCAGCAUCACUCAGCCGCAACUAUUCCCUCCCCAAAAGAGCCACAUCUUCACAUCGGAGAGUGAAAUCGUUGCAGUCUCUUAUUAGUUAUCCCUUAACCUUUCUCCAAAAAUGGAUGUAUCUGUGGAAAGUGAAGAAAGACCCAAAUUCAGAGAUAUCAGACGCUAUUUUUGCAAAUAUUGCGGCGUCUGCAGGUCCAAAAAAACCCUCAUCACCUCUCACAUCAAUUCUAACCAUAAGGAGGAGGUGGAAAAGACAGGAGUUGAAAUAGAUCCUGAAGUAGAGGGUGUAAAAUCCAACACUUGCGAGGAAUGUGGUGCCAGUUUCAAAAAGCAUGCCUACUUGUUGCAGCACAUGCUAUGUCAUUCGUUUGAGAGACCAUAUGUGUGUACGGUCAAUGAUUGUCAGGCUAGUUACAGAAGAAAGGAUCACUUGACUCGUCACAGUCUACAGCAUCAAGGGAAAACUUUUAAAUGUCCUAUUGAGAAUUGCAACCUUGACUUCUCUAUCCUGAGCAAUAUGAAAAGACAUGUCAGUGAGUUGCAUGAUGACAGUUCUACUACCUCAACUAGUGUUCAAAGUCAGAAGCAGUAUGUAUGUCCAGAAAUUGGCUGUGGAAAGGUUUUCAGAUUUGAAUCAAAGCUACGAAAGCAUGAAGAUUCUCAUGUUAAGCUGGAGUCAGUAGAUGUAGUGUGCUUAGAGCCUGGUUGCAUGAAACACUUCACUAAUGCCCAAUGCCUUAAAGCCCAUAUAAAUUCCUGCCAUCAAUAUGUUACCUGUGACACUUGUGGGACCAAGCAACUGAAGAAGAAUAUUAAGCGGCACCUCCGUACACAUGAAGCUGGCACUUCAUCAGAGGCAUUUCAAUGUGAAUUUAAGGGUUGUGGCUGCACAUUCUCAACCAAAUCUAAUCUUCGUAAGCAUGAGAAGGCUGUGCACUUUCAAAAAAAACCUUUUGUGUGUUGCUUUCCUGAAUGUGGCAUGAGCUUUGCUUACAAACAUGUCAGAGAUAACCAUGAAAAAACUGGGAAACAUGUUUAUACCCUUGGGGAUUUUGAAGCAGCUGACGAAGAAUUCAGGUCAAGGUCGAGGGGAGGGAUGAAGAGAAAGUGUCCUACUGUUGAAAUGUUUGUCAGGAAGAGAGUUACACCUCCUAGUCAAUUGGAGAACUGGUUACUUAUGCUGGAUACUGACUAAGAUGCAUUGAGCUUUGUGUGCUCUGAACCCUGCCCCUAGAAAAAUAGACAAGGAAUAUCAAACACGUUGUACUGCUACCACAAUGUGCAUUUAGUAGAAAUUGUGUAAAUAUAUAUUUCGGGACAAGGAUUAGUGUUGGUGUUACGGGUAUAGGAUUAGGACAAUAACUAUUUCUACCGUGUAUUUUGAGUACAAAUAUAUACUUGGGAUUAGGAGAUUAGUGUUACAGAUAUCAUAGUUAAUUGAGCCGCAAUAGCAUCGCGAGCUGUGUUGUAUGAGCUGUGUUGUAUGAGCGUUGUGGUGCUCUGCCUUGUGUUGUUUAAUCUAUCUGCAUCUCUUUUUGUCUCUUCUGUUUAU
Messenger RNA from Gastrolobium bilobum, 1559 nucleotides. RefSeq names its product transcription factor IIIA-like. The record is from RefSeq and is a predicted model, not a curated record. Gene Ontology annotation, cellular component: nucleus. Lineage: Eukaryota; Viridiplantae; Streptophyta; Magnoliopsida; Fabales; Fabaceae. Gene Ontology annotation, biological process: regulation of transcription by RNA polymerase II. The coding region runs from base 117 to 1202 and encodes 361 amino acids. The transcript has 6 exons.